This is a messenger RNA of Cucurbita moschata (crookneck pumpkin), 1556 nucleotides long. Its product is annotated as F-box/kelch-repeat protein At2g44130-like. NCBI's taxonomy places the organism in Eukaryota, Viridiplantae, Streptophyta, Magnoliopsida, Cucurbitales, Cucurbitaceae. The record is from RefSeq and is a predicted model, not a curated record. The transcript has a single exon. The coding region runs from base 72 to 1100 and encodes 342 amino acids. Gene Ontology annotation, biological process: regulation of phenylpropanoid metabolic process; negative regulation of cytokinin-activated signaling pathway. Gene Ontology annotation, molecular function: protein binding.
UCGGAGUGGUGGUGUGUAUAAAUGGGAGUGUAAUCCAACGUAGUAUUAUCAAACUCUCUCUUUGUCUUGCAAUGGAAACCUUCCACUUGAUUCCCGGUCUCCCCGACGAACUCGGUCUCGACUGCAUCACUCGUUUGCCUUACACCACUCACCGCCUCGCCUCCGCCGUCUGCCGCCGUUGGCGUCAACUCAUCUCCAGCUCGCAUUUCUAUUACCACCGCCGAAACUCCGGCGCCACCCGUCUUCUCUCCUGCUUCGUUCAGACUCUUCCCCCAACCUAUUCCACCACCGGAUGGAAGCUCUGCACCUCCCUCGCUUAUGGACUCACCCUUUUCGACCCACUCACUCAAUCCUGGGAACGAAUCCCUCCAAUUCCCCACUACCCAGAUGGCCUCCCUUUGUUCUGCCACAUAGCCAGCACGGAAGGCAAAUUGGUGCUCAUGGGCGGCUGGGACCCAGAGACCUACGAUCCCAUUGUUGAUGUUUUCGUUUACGAUUUCACCAGAUGUGGCUGGAGGAAGGGGAAAGAUAUGCCUUCUAACCGCUCCUUUUUUGCAAUAGGGGCUUCCGAUGGACGAAUCUACGUCGCCGGUGGCCACGACGAGAGCAAGAACGCCUUGAAAUCGGCCUGGGUUUACGAUCUGAGAAGCGACGAGUGGACCGAGUUGCCCCAAAUGAGUCAGGGGAGGGACGAGUGCGAAGGGCUGAUGGCCGGCGGCGAGUUCUGGGUGAUUAGCGGCUACGACACAGAGCGGCAGGGAAUGUUCGACGCCAGCGCCGAAGUGUACGACCUCGAUUCCGGCGAGUGGCGCGUUGUGGAUCGGGCAUGGGAGACGGGGAGGUGCCCGCGGGCAUGCGUCGGAAUGGACAAAGAGGGAAGACUGACGAACUGGUCGGAAUGGGAGGCUGCGUUCCAAGUCGGAACCUGCGGGGUGGUGAUCGGAUCCCAAACUGUGGUGACGGGGUCGGAGUACCAAGGGGCGGCGCAGAAUUUCUAUGUGAUGGAAAGGGAGGAAGGGGAAAAUAGUAAAAUGACCAAAAUUAAUGUUCCAGAAGAGUACAGUGGGUACGUUCAAUCGGGAUGCUGCGCAGAGGUGUGAUUUGUGGAAAAUAUCCAAUGUGGGGGGUAUUAUUGUAAUUUUCCCUUAAGUUUGACAGCCACCGACUAUGUACAUGAAAAAUUCCAAACAGCUACCGAGUGGCUGGCAUUUGCAGUAAUAUGGUCUCAUCCACAUGGUCGCAUAUGCGCUCCAUUUCCACCCAGACUUCCCAUUCACUCUAUCCUCAGCUGCUGCAAUUAAGAUAACAUACUGUGUCGGUUUCAACGCUGUUCCAGCCGCCAUGAGCUCACGCCAAACCCCUCUGCAGGGUCUGAUGUUUGGGCCAUGUUCAAUUUCACAGCUUCAUCUACGUUUAUUUACACUCUUUACACUCCAUCUUCACCCUCUGAACCAUCCAUGUUCAUUUGCAGUAGUUUUCAAGGAGUGGCUUUUGAUCAGCCAGGCUUCUUAAGAAUUUAUGAUAUCAAACUGAGAAGAGAGGAGCUGACCAAUGAA